AUGGGCCAUGGGAAGCACAAGACAGGAUCGGCCAGAAGUAGGAUCACUCAGCUGCAUAUUCUGCAGAAACUGGAAUUGAUAGAUGAGAGAGAAUCAACGACUCGAUCAGCAAGCCUCCAGCGCCAGAUUCAGGAAAAUGCUCAUCAUGGCGCGGGUAAAUUCUAUCCAGGACCAACAGACGGAGGAUUAAGACAAGGCAACCAAGUGGUUAAAAAAUGCGAACAAGACGGUAAUAGGGCAAUUCUUCGCACAACAGUGGUUCCAGACGCAUUCGCAACAAGUCGCCGCCAGGGCAAUCCAACCGUUGUGCCAAAUUUCGACGCACGGAUGCCAUCCAUGGAUUUAAUCUCCAACGCCUCUAUCGGUCAAUAUAACCGUUGA
Molecule: messenger RNA, 381 nt
Organism: Paracoccidioides lutzii Pb01
Exons: 2
Coding region: 1-381 (126 amino acids)
Source: RefSeq, a predicted model, not a curated record